AUGCACUCCGGCGCUCGGACGGAUCCGCCCAGUGUGCCGGUGAAGGACCUCUUUCCCGAUGGGCUCUUUCCACAAGCGGAGAUCUGCGACUACAAGGAUGACAACCUGUGGCGCAAGACGAGUGCAGAGAAGAGGGAGCAGGAGCGGCUGGAGUUCCCCAUCCUUAACGACCUCCGGCAGGCUGCGGAGGUGCACCGACAGGUGCGCAAGUACAUGAGGGGCGUGAUCAAGCCAGGCAUGCUCAUGACAGACCUCUGUGAGACGCUGGAGGACACGGUGAGGCGCCUCAUUGCCGCCAACGGGCUGCAGGCCGGCAUCGCCUUCCCCACCGGCUGCUCCCUCAAUUGGGUGGCGGCCCAUUGGACACCCAAUGCAGGCGACAAGACAGUACUGCAGUAUGAUGACGUCAUGAAGCUCGACUUUGGCACCCACAUCAAUGGCCGAAUAGUGGACUGUGCGUUCACAGUGGCCUUCAACCCGCAGUACGAUCAGCUGCUGGCGGCUGUGAAGGACGCCACCAACACGGGCGUGCGCGAGUGCGGCAUCGACGUGCGCCUGUGCGACGUGGGGUGUGCCAUUCAGGAGGUCAUGGAGUCGUAUGAAGUCACCAUCAACGGCAAAACCUUUCCUGUGAAAGCAAUCCGCAAUCUGAACGGGCACAGCAUCGGGCCGUACCAGAUCCACGCCGGGAAGAGCGUGCCGAUCGUGAAGGGCGGGGAGGCGACGCGCAUGGAGGAGGGGGAGCUGUUUGCCAUCGAGACGUUUGGCUCCACCGGCAAGGGCUACGUGCGCGAGGACCUUGAAUGCUCGCACUACAUGAAGAACUUUGACGUGGGGCACGUGCCUCUCAGGCUGCCACGUGCCAAGCAGCUAUUGGCCACAAUAGACCGCAACUUUGGCACGCUCGCGUUCUGCCGGCGCUAUCUGGACCGCCUGGGCGAGACCAAGUACCUCAUGGCUCUCAAGAACCUCUGCGAUGCCGGAGUGGUGCAGCCGCACCCGCCGCUGUGUGAAACCAAGGGCAGCUACGUGGCACAGUUUGAGCACACGCUCAUCCUCCGCCCCACCUGCAAGGAGGUGCUGUCACGCGGGGAUGAUGACUUUUAG
Molecule: messenger RNA, 1107 nt
Organism: Closterium sp. Naga37s-1
Lineage: Eukaryota; Viridiplantae; Streptophyta; Zygnematophyceae; Desmidiales; Closteriaceae
Source: the annotation of a GenBank genome assembly